Molecule: messenger RNA, 7152 nt
Organism: Lachnellula hyalina
Lineage: Eukaryota; Fungi; Ascomycota; Leotiomycetes; Helotiales; Lachnaceae
Exons: 2
Coding region: 1-7152 (2383 amino acids)
Source: RefSeq, a predicted model, not a curated record
AUGCCUGAUGAGAACGUGGUGCCAGAAGCGCAGGUGCCAAGUGCGAGCGGGUCGCAAGGACCUGAUAUUUCUCAGCCAGAAACUAGUCAAGAAAUUUCACCUGAACCUCAGGCUGCUGAGCCCGAAGAUGAAUUCGCCCUCACACCGAAAAAGUCGAAGAAAGAUAAGAAGGGGAAAAAGAAGGACAGUCUUGCGCCAACCACGGCACCUGAUGAGACUCCUCCUGUUGAGACUGCUCCUAUUGAAUCCGGAAAAGACAUUGAAGCGUUACACAACUCCAGAGAUGUUGAUUCAGAAGACGUCGUCGCUAUUCCCAGCGAAUUCCCCCCUGCUGAGGAUGACUGGGCCGUGCCAGGAAAGAAGUCCAAGAAAGACAAGAAGCGUCAAAGUCUUCCGACUUCAGAUGCUGCCGACCAACUGCAAUCUGACGCCAACCCAGUACAAAAUCCCUCAAGUGAAGAGCCAUCAAUUGCUGUGAGCCCUGUAAUCGAGCCUGUGAGCGAGCCAGCUGAUGACUUUGGCUCCACGUCGAAGAAAUCGAAGAAGGGCAAUAAAAAGCGACAAAGCUUGCUUCGAUCCUCGACCUUUGAUGAGACGCCAGAGCAGCAAUUUGAAGACAAGAAUUUGGAAGUUGCAUCCAGUAGCCAAGAUAUCAAGGACAUCGAAUCUCUUCCAUCUGCCGAACAAGAUGAUGGAUUCGACGUUACAUCUAAGAAAUCCAAGAAGGACAAAAAGAAAGACCGCCGUAGCACGCAAGAACCUUCGACGACCGAAGAUGUAUCAACGGCUUUGCAGGAACCAGUUGGUAUUGAGCAAGGUGGUGAGGUUACAAGCCAACCGCACGACCCGGUCCCAUCUUUGGAAGAUCCUACCCCAGCACUUGAUUCUUCCAGCCACGAACCAUCAUUGGAUGAAGGACCUCUUGCUCAGCCAGCUCUAGACGCCACGCAAGAAGAGCCGGAUAACCUCUUCGAUGAAUUUUCCUUUUCCAAAAAGUCUAAGAAGGACAAGAAAAAACGUAAGGACUCGUCCAAGCACAGUUCCGAAGAAGUAUCAGGACUCUUAACGCCCUUGGACCCUCCCGCCGAGACAAAAGAGCAGCCCACUGAAUCCUCAACAUCAAAAGAGGCCGAGCAAGAAAAAGCAUCUGUCGUUGCCGAAAUACUAGACCCUGCCCCAAAGGUAGAUGCUGAAGGGACUGGCGUUUGGGAUGCUUUCUCAACCAAGAAGUCGAAGAAGGACAAGAAGAAGAAGAACAUUUCCCGGGAUACUUCAGGAGAGCCAUCUGGAAUUUCAACGCCUCUUGAUUCAGCUCCACAAUCCUCAAUGGAAGUUUCCGAAGCGAACUCACAAUCUGAGAACGUACUCGACAGGUUAACCCUAGAAAAACCUCCGGACGUACAGUUGGCAUCCGAAGCGCCCGCAACUCCGCAAGGUGUCGCCGAGGAGCCAGAACAAGACGAAUUCUUUUCCCACUCCAAGAAAUCCAAAAAGGAUAAGAAAAAGCGCAAGUCUGGCUUGUCCACACCUAUUGAGACCACACCUAUCGAGACCACACCUAUCGAGACUGUCCCUGAAACUUCCAUGUCAGUUGAAGAGCCCUUCGACCAAGAACAGUCCACGUCCGAACAGCAGGUUGAUCAGCCAAUCAUUCCUCCUUCCGCGCAAGAAACUGUCGAAGAGCCAGAGCAAGAUGAAUGGGCUUCUCUUUCUACUAAGAAAUCCAAGAAAGACAAGAAGAAGCGCCAAUCCGGGUUGUCGACUCCGGCGGAUGAGGAUACAAAACCAGUUGGAGAGCUUGUUAGCGUUGUUGCACCGCUUGCCGCCAUCGCCACCAAAGAGAUUAUUGACGAAUCUUCUAAGAAUAAGGAAUCGCCAGCAAGCGUUGCUACUCAAGAUACAAUCCAGGAACCUGACGAAAACGGAUCGGGUUCUUUUUCGACCAAGAAAUCCAAGAAAGACAAGAAAUUGCGUAAAUCCGGACUUGCCACGCCAAUUAAAGAGAUCGUAGACAAGAGCGGUCCUAGUGAAGAGACCAUUGCUAGUGAGAGUCAGAUCUUCCCCGAACCUACGCAAGAUGUCGUCGAGGACUCCAAGCUAGAGGAUUUGCCAACAUCCACUGAGACCCGCGAGAUAGUUGAUGAGCCUUCACAUCUUGAGGAGCCUUCCGUCCCCGCUACUUUGCAAGAGGCUGAAGAGCCUGUGGAUGAGUGGUCCUCCUCGGCCAAAAAGAGCAAGAAAGACAAGAAGAAACGCAAGUCUGGUCUUUUGACUCCGGUAGAAGUGGUUUCCGAGAAGCCAAUUGAGACAGCAGAAUCAUCCACACCGGCACAAGAGAUACUUGAAGAGCCUGCAAAAUCUGAGGAGUCGGCACUCACUCAAUCACCAGAAGUGUUGAAGGAGCCAGUAGAUGAUCGGCCACCAAUAUCAAGGAAGCAUUCCAAGAAAGACAAGAAACGAAAAUCCAGGCUGUCUACUCCAGCAGAGGAGCUAUCCACGGAGUCUUUUGAGUCUGGACCAUAUAUGUCCGCUGCAACGCCAUAUGCUAUCGAGGAACCUGCCAAAAAUGAGGAGCCGAUAAUUACUGCACCUGCGCAAGAGGCAACCGAAGAGCCAGUUGAUGAGUGGGCGUCGAUCUCAACCAAGAAGUCUAAGAAGGACAAGAAGGAUAAGAAGCGCAAAUCUGGACCCCCUACGCCGGCAGAGGAAAUGCAGGAACAAAUUGUAGCUGUCGAAGAGCCUCGAGACCUGAGCAUUGAUUCCACAGGUCCACCACCGUCCGGUGAAAUUGAAUCGCAUUUUAUCGAGGCCCCUGAUAAACCCAAGGACGAAGAAAUUGAAGGACCAACCGAGCAGGAUUCUGGCGCCGCUUAUGCACAAGAAUUUGUCGAGGAGCCAGUCAAUCUGGAAGUAUCUCCCCUCCCUGAAGGUUCUCAAGAUCCUGCGCAAGCCCCCGGAGAUGAGUUGGGUUCCUUCUCAACUAAGAAGUCCAAAAAGGACAAGACAGGCCUUUCAACGCCACAAGAAGAAACAUCGACUAGCACCAAACCUCAAAAGUAUUUGGAAACUGAAGGCUUGAUUGAACAGCCGUCUUCCGAUCCUCUUGGAGUUCAAACCGUUGAAGAAUUUGCGCAACCCUUGAGUGAGAAAUUGGAUGACAAAGAUGGGACAGUUCAAGAUGAUGGUUUUGGGUUCGCGAAGAAAUCUAAGAAGGACAAAAAAGGAAAACGAGGAUCUAGGCUUCAUACGGAGGCUGAUGCCACGAAUAUUCUCCCAAAAGACUCACCUAUUACGACAGAGAGUUCUCGUGAGCAAGGGCCUUCCAUCGCAGCAGAACACUUGGUUGUCAAUCCUGUUGAUAUUGAGCAAAUGAGCCCAUCUCUCAAGGACAAAUCUAGAGACACAACGAGCGCUUCACUUCCCACCUCAGAGCAUUUUGGGAGCGAGGAUACCGAUGCUUUCCCAACCGACCUCUCUCGAAAACCAUCCAAGAAGGAUAAGAGGAAGCGUCAAGCUACUCUUGAUGCUACCAUACCUGGUGAUGUUGGACUGGCAAAAGCUGCCUUGACAUCUUGGGCUGAUGAAGUCGAAGAGGCUGAGGUGGAAAGAAAACUACCAGUCAUUGAAGAUAUUGCAAAGGACGAAUCUCUCUCGCACAUCGCACUCACAACCGAAGCGUCCCCUGUGGACGACUUCCUCAGACCUACAAAGAAAGGCAAGAAGGGAAAGAAGAAGAAUACUGGGUCAAUCGGUUCACCAUCUAUGGCAGAGUCCUUCCGUCCUCCGAUUGGAGAAGAUAUCCCCAAGGACGAGAACAGCAGCAUCCCAGGUCUAGCUGCAGCGGGAGCAGCAGCUCUGGCUGGUGCAGCUAUUCUCAGUAAGUCCGGCGGAAAGGAGAGCGAACCAAGUACUUCUGCUAGUGGCGCCUCAACGCCAGCGAGAAAGUUGUCAAAGAAGGAGAAGCGUAAGAUGAGCAUUGAUCACAGGGCUCCAAGAGAUGACAUAUUCGACGAUCCUGCGCUUUGGGAGGGUGCUGACCCUAAGGAAUUUGAAGAAUCAAGGGGCCAAGAGAAAGAUUAUGAUGGUGAUGAUGGUUUUUGGUCCCCUCCUCGGGAAGAACAAUCACACGCAGACCCAGUCGCAUCCCACGAGCCAAGUGAAAUCGAUAGAGAGCUAAAGCAUCCUCAUGACGAAACAUCUCAGACACCUCCAAUUCCACCAAUAAUGACAACUUCGAAUGUUCAACAGCCAGUAUCGACACCGCUAGAACUUACUGAUAUACCGCUGCUUAGCCAUCAAAACGCCUCAACUCCAUCUGAAUCGAUUAGCCAAUCUCAGCAUAGAGGAGUCGAUUUCGAGGAACAACCGAUCGAAAGUACGCCAUCCCGAAAGAGCAGAUAUAAUACUGGAUUUUCAGACUUGCCGGUAGUCAGAGAAGAAAGCCCAGUUCGACAUGAAUCUGAUCUUCAAAUUAAACGAGGUCACCACGAAGAUGAUGCCAAUAGAGACAGCGCAUUUGUUACAGAGUCGCCAAUUCCACCCCAAGGGGCCUUCGCAGAUGUUCAUGAUGAGCACGUCCGUGACAGUGGUGUCCAUAUGCAUGACAUUUCGCCAGCUGGGGAAAUGCACGCGCGAGCGCCAGUGUCUUCCUCGGAUGAUGCCAUCGCUAGCUUGGCGUGGCCUCAGGUCGAUGAAGAAGCAGAGACGGUCGCCAUUGACAAGUCCUUGAGGCCAAAGGUUGUGACUGACAAGCACCGCCGUGAAGAGAGUUCACGAAGCAGUCACGAUUUACAUGAGCCGAAAGAAGACAGGAAUAUAGAUUUCUUCCAGGCUCAGCGGCCUUCAGACGAGCGAGUAGACAAGCAUCACGACGAAAAGCGCUCAAGUAUUGAUCUUCUUCCAUCUCAAAAAGACAAAGAGGAGAAGCAUACGAGCCUCCACCGCACUCAGACGAUCCAUGGAUCGGCGGAAGAAAGAGCAAGACAUCAUGAACAAGACAUCCACCCAUCUCACCGGGAAGAACAUGCAGGACUUCAUCGCACCGACACCAUUCAUGGAUCGCGACAACCGAGUCAAGGUGGUCUUGUGAAGCAACGCGUGCAACGACUCGAAUCUUCAGACAAUCUACGCUCCGCCAAACCAAAAGUAGAAAGCGAUUUAAAGCAAAGUGUGCCGCGGAUUAAAUCACCCGAUUCCCACCGAUCUUCAAAGCCCAAGGAAGAGAAAUACGCGGAACUUGGCCAGGCACAAAUACCCAAGGCUGAGCGGCCCAAGAUCAGCAAUGAAUCCGCUAUUGCAGCCGGUACUGCUGCCAUUGGCGCGGCAGGCCUAGGUUUCGCAGCCGCUCGCCAAUUGAGUGGAGAGAAACGGCCAGACAGCGCACAGAGUCACAAGUCCACAUCGAACAUCAAUCGACUAAGAACUCCAGACCCCAAGUUUCGAUCCGACAGCGCCAACAGCCACCGUUCGGGUACGCCUCCGCUCCGCCGUAGUGAUCGCAAAAUCAGCGGGGAUCUGCGGUCUCUCAGCCAACGAAGUCAGCUUGACCUCGCUAAGGAAGCUGAGCUUGCCGCGCCAUCAAAUUCAUCGUCAACAGCAACAAACCCACAAGCCAACGAGGGUCGCGUCCGGGCUAAGGACAUGGCGGAUGUCUAUGAUGGCUUCGGUGAAGGCCGCAUGGGCUCACCCCGCUCUCCAACUCGACCCCACUCCAUGCGCCGAAGACAAAGCAUGCAAGUCCUUGACCUCGAGUCCAAACUCGAACAAUUAGCUGCCGAAAAUCGCAUGCUGGCAGAAGCAAAAGCGCAAGCCGAACGAACGUUACAAGCAUCAGGUCAAGGAUCUAAUUCAGUCGUCGAAAAAGAUGCAGAGAUUGACAGUCUCAAGAGGACGCUCGACUGGCUACAAAAUGAAGUUACAAGACUUACAGAAGUGAAUGAUGGAUUGGCGAGCGCAAAUGCUACGAUUGGACAGCAACAUAGCGAACGAUAUGGCACUCUGGAAGCCGAGCAUGCGCAAGCCACCCGCGAACUCCAAGAAACACGAGAUGCGCAUAGGAAUUUAUCGGGGGGCAUGGAAGGGAUCGUGAGGAAUGAGGUUCAGAGGUCUGUACAGGAGAAAGAUGAAGAGAUUGCUCAAUUGCGAGCUCAGCUGGAGUCCGCGAAGGAGCAGAUUCGGGAAAUGCAAAGGCAAAUUUUAGCAUCGAAAGCAGGCGACAGCGACUUUCUCACCAUCCGAGACGAAGACUACUUUGACAAUGCCUGCCAACAAUUAUGUCAACAUGUGCAACAAUGGGUUCUGCGGUUCUCGAAGUUCUCCGAUAUGAGAGCCUGCAGGCUUACGAGCGAGAUCAACAAUGACAAGACUAUUGACCGACUCGAUAAUGCAAUCUUGGACGGUUCGGAUGUAGACAACUAUCUCGCAGAUAGAAUCAAGCGCCGAGACGUGUUCAUGUCGAUGACAAUGACAAUGGUUUGGGAGUUCAUAUUCACACGCUACCUGUUCGGCAUGGAUCGGGAACAACGGCAGAAGCUCAAAUCUUUGGAGAAGUUACUGUCAGAGGUCGGACCAGCAGCAGCAGUCCAUCAAUGGCGUGCUACCACACUCACACUACUAUCGAAACGAGAUGCAUUCAUAGAGCAACGAGAGCAGGAUACCGAAGCCGUCGUUCACGCAAUAUUAGAAACACUUAGCGAGAUCCUUCCUCCACCAAGUCACCUCGAGGCGCAGAUCGAUGAGCAGUUGAAGAGAGUAAUGAAAGCGGCAGUAGAUCUCUCCAUCGAGAUGCGGACUCAGCGUGCGGAGUACAUGAUGCUCCCACCCCUGCAGCCAGAAUACGAUGCCAAUGGCGACCUUGCCAGCAAAGUAUCGUUCAACGCGGCGCUGAUGAACGAGCGCAGCGGGGAUACUGUCUCGAAUGAGGAGCUAGAAGCGCAGAAGGCUGUCGUGAGAGUUGUGCUCUUCCCACUAGUCGUCAAGAAAGGCGAUGAUAGUGGAGAAGGAGACGAGGAGAUUGUCGUCUGCCCUGCGCAGGUGUUGGUCGCGAAGCCGAAGAAAUCGGUCAGGGUCUUCAGUCCGGAGGAUAUGGCUGCGAAUCACUCGCGGAUGAGUUUGCAGAGUAGCAUGCCUGGGGGCGAAGGGAGCGUUUUUUAG